GUGAACCUGUUACACACUUGACCAACAACUUUUCGCUAGCUAAACACCUGACUAAUGAGCAAAAACUUAAGACAACACUCAGGAAACCUUGAUGGAAAUUCGCAGGGGAUGAAGUGGUUUGACAGAAUGUCGCUCAGCAGCAAAUGGAGUAAGAGGAGGAGUAGAAGGAGCAGCAGUUGCAGCAGCAGUGGUGGUAGUAAUGUAUUGCUGCUAUCGUUUACCGUCCUGGUUGCGGUGACCCUGAUUGCGGACCCUGUGGCGGCUCAAAAGCAACGAGGUAGCGCCGCCUCGGAAAAAGUGCCGGUCCUGAACAUUGCAGUUAUCCUGGGACGCACACGCUACAUCUCCGACCGGGACAUCCGGGCGCUGUGGAGCAAGGAGGACCCCAUCGACGUCAACGUGGUCACACUACUGGUCAAUGAGACCGAUCCGAAAAGCAUCAUCAACCACAUGUGCGACCUGAUGUCCGGGACAAAGAUCCACGGCGUGGUGUUUGGGGAUGGCACCGACCAGGAGGCCAUCGCCCAGAUUUUGGAUUUUAUUUCCUCGCAGACGCUCAUACCCAUCCUAGGCAUCCACGGAGGGUCGUCCAUGAUCAUGGCUGAUAAGGAUGAUAAGUCGACUUUCUUCCAGUUCGGGGCCUCUAUCCAGCAGGAGGCUCUUCUGAUGCUGAACAUCAUGGAGGAGUACGACUGGCACAUCUUCUCCAUUGUGACCUCAAAGUUCCCCGGCUACCAGGAGUUCAUCAACAUCCUUAAAACGACUGUGGACAACAGCUUCGUGGGCUGGGACCUGCAGAAUAUCAUCGUCCUGGACGCGGUGGAGGAAGACAGCCGGUCUCAGAUCAUGCUGAAGAAGGUCCAGUCCCCGGUGGUGCUGCUCUACUGCUCCAAAGACGAGGCGGUGUACAUCCUGGAGGAGGCGCGCUCCCUGGGCCUCACCGGAUUCGGAUACAUCUGGAUUGUGCCGUCGCUCACCACCGGCAACCCGGAUUUAACGCCCGAAGCGUUUCCGCCGGGGAUGCUCUCGGUGUCGUACGACGACUGGGACUACCCGUUGGAGGCGCGAGUUCGGGAUGGUCUGGGCAUCAUCACGUCGGCAGCGGCGGCCAUGUUGGAGGAGUAUGGCGACAUCCCCGAAGCCAAGACGUCCUGUUACGGGGCGAUGGAGAAGACAUCCAAGUUGCCACCCAGUGCGCUACAUAAGUACAUGAUGAAUGUGACAUGGGAUGGCAGGGACUUGUCAUUCACAGAAGACGGCUACCAGGAAUUCCCAAAGCUGGUGGUCAUUGUUCUCAACAAGGAGAGAGAGUGGGAGAAGAUGGGGAAACUGGAAAACCGCAGCCUGACACUGAAGUACCCGGUGUGGCCGCGCUUCAACUCCAUCGGUGACGCCGAGAUGGACGACAACCACUUGUCCAUCGUCACGCUGGAGGAGAAGCCUUUCGUUAUUGUGGAGGACGUUGAAAGGCUCACUGGUACCUGCAUGAGGAACUCCGUGCCCUGCAGGAAGCACAUAAAAGACAACACAACUGAGGCUGGGGGGACAUACAUUAAGAAGUGCUGCAAAGGCUUCUGCAUCGACAUUCUGAAAAAGAUUGCCAAGUAUGUAAAGUUCACCUAUGACCUGUACCUGGUAACCAAUGGCAAGCAUGGCAAGAAGAUCAACAAUGUCUGGAAUGGGAUGGUGGGAGAGGUGGUCUAUAAGAAAGCCGUCAUGGCCGUCGGAUCUCUGACGAUCAAUGAGGAGCGUUCUGAGGUCAUCGAUUUCUCCGUCCCGUUCGUGGAAACCGGGAUCAGCGUCAUGGUCUCCCGUAGCAACGGAACGGUCUCCCCGUCAGCCUUUCUCGAGCCAUUCAGUGCAUCAGUGUGGGUCAUGAUGUUUGUGAUGCUCCUACUGGUGACUGCAAUGGCUGUCUUUAUGUUUGAGUACAUCAGUCCUCUUGGAUUCAACCGAAACCUGGCGCAGGGAAGAGACCCCCAUGGCCCUUCCUUCACCAUGGGCAAGGCCGUGUGGCUGCUGUGGGGUCUGGUCUUCAACAACUCUGUGCCAGUGCAGAACCCGAAAGGAACUACCAGUAAGUUCAUAGUUUCCGUGUGGGCCUUCUUCGCUGUCAUCUUCCUGGCCUCCUACACUGCCAACCUGGCCGCCUUCAUGAUCCAGGAGGAGUUUGUGGAUCAAGUCACUGGGCUCUCCGACAAUAAGUUUCAGAACCCAUAUGCAUACUCGCCUCCGUUCCGCUUUGGUACGGUUCCAAACGGAUCAACAGAGAGAAACAUCAGGAAGAACUACCCCGCUAUGCACCAGUACAUGGUAAAAUAUCAUCAAACUGGAGUCGUGGACGCACUUGUCAGCCUCAAAACGGGGAAACUGGACGCCUUCAUCUACGAUGCUGCGGUGUUGAACUACAUGGCCGGCAGAGAUGAGGGAUGUAAGCUGGUGACCAUUGGCAGCGGGUACAUCUUUGCUACCACUGGUUACGGCAUUGCUCUACAGAAAGGUUCCUACUGGAAACGACAGGUGGAUCUGGCUAUCCUGGCCAUCAUCGGAGACGGUGAAAUGGAGGAGCUGGAAGCCCAGUGGCUGACAGGAAUCUGCCACAAUGAGAAGAACGAGGUGAUGUCCAGUCAGCUAGAUGUGGACAACAUGGCCGGGGUCUUCUACAUGCUGGCCACUGCCAUGGGGCUCUCCCUCAUCACCUUCGUCUCUGAGCACCUCUUCUACUGGAGGCUUAGAUACUGCUUCACUGGCGUCUGCACCGGCACGCCUGGUCUUCUCUUCUCCAUCAGUAGGGGAAUCUGGAGUUGCAUCCAUGGCGUCCACAUUGACAUGAAGAAAAAGUCCGAUUUGGACUUUAGCCCCCAGGACAAAAUGCUAAAGCUAAUAAAAUCAGCCAAACAGAUGACCAACAUGUCUAACCUGGCCGGCUCCCACAUGAACUCACCCAAACGUGAAUUCAUGCACAGCGGACCCAUGAUCAUGGACAUGAUGGCGGAGAAGGGCAAUUUCAUCUACGCUGACAACCGAAGCUAUGCUCCCAAAGAUAUGAUCUACGGGGACACCGGUGACCUGCAGUCUUACCUUGCUAACCGGCACAAAGACCACCUUAACAACUACAUCUUCCAGGGAGGCCAGCAUCCUUUGACCCUGAAUGAUGCCAACCCCAACACAGUAGAGGUGGCGGUCAACGCUGACUCAGUCCAGACCAACGCCAAGCCGCCCCGGACACUGUGGAAGAAAUCAGUUGACACGCUUCGUUCGGCGCCACCUGGACCCCCUCCGAUGCCCGACAUGCUGAUGCCAGACCCACGAAUGUCAAUGAAGACACAGCGCUACCUCCCUGAGGAUGCAGCACACUCUGACAUCUCCGACUGUUCCAGCAGGGCGGCCUCGUACAAGGACCCAGAAAACAACAAGCACCUGAAGCCCAAGGACAACUUAAAAAAAAGAUCGGUGCCAUCAAAAUACCCAAGGGACUGCAGUGAAGUAGAGCUGUCCUACUUAAAAACUAAGCCAGUCACCAGUGUGCCCAACCAACCCGGCAGAGGGGGAGGAGGAGAGAAAAUUUAUACCAUCGACUCAGAGCGAGAAAUGAGCCUGCAUUCAGACCCCAUGCACUACCGUGAGAGCCGCGGUCUCGCUGCCGACGAUUUGGAUUACCCCGAGAUUUACUCCGACCACAGUGACAACUAUAGGAAGUGUGAGCAGCCCAUCAUUCAUCUAAACUCCUCCCCUUUGCAUCACCCUGACUCAGAUCUUCUCCCAGAUCCAACUUACUCGAAACACUACAACCUGAAAGAGAAAAACAUGUCCCCACAUGAAUCCAUUGAUCGCUACAAACAGACACACUGCCGGUCUUGCUUGUCCAAAGUGUCCUCUAGCUACCCCCCAACAGGGUCAUACACCCCUGCUAUACCUGCUGCAACUUCUGCCACACGCUCACCAUACAAUCGGUGUGAAGCAUGCCUCCACACAGCCAACCUGUAUGACAUUAGCGAGGACCAGCUCCUUGCAGACCCCUUGGUCAGUCCUACCUUGCACCACCAACAGCAGCAGGAACCAGACGAAAUGUUUGGGCUGUAUUGGCCGCAGACGGAUGGGCCACAUGUUCAAAAGAGAAACCGCUUGAGGCUGAGUCGUCAGCACUCCUUCGACAACAUCAUGCUAGAAAAGCCCAAGGAUGUGGACUUGGGUCGACCGGCGCGCAGCGUCAGCCUGAAGGAGAAGGAUCGCUUCCUGGAGUCUGCAUCUGACUCGCACUAUGCCAACCUCUUCGGCAUGCGUCCCUACUCCGGCAGAUUGUUCGGCACCGGGUCCAAAUCGAUGAUGUUUAACCACAACCUCGAGGAGAGCAAGAGGAGCAAGUCCCUGUACCCGGCCCAUGGCUCGGACAACCCUUUCCUCAGCCACUCGCUGAGGGACGACACCAGCAGCAGACUGGUCCAUGGGCGUAGCUCCUCAGAUAUUUACAAACAGCUGGCAGUGGCCUCACCUGCAGCGGUCCUCGGAGCGCCCCCCAUCAAAACACGCAACGAUGCGAACAAUCUCCGCUCUUCCGUUAAAUCUACCACUUCAUACUGCUCACGGGACGGGCGGAUAGCCAAUGACAUGUACAAUAAAGAGCAUGUGAUGCCUUACUCAGCCUCUAAGACUAGUGCAUACCCGGCCCCACGUGGUGUCCUAAACUCAGCCCAGUUCAGCAAUAGGCGGGUGUAUAAAAAAAUCCCCAGUCUGGAGUCAGAUGUUUAGUUGACUAAUGAAUAAUGUGUUCUCUCCUCCUUACUGCUCUCUGGGUUUGUAUUAUAAUUUAUCAACUAUGUUAUCCACCAAGGGAUGCCAUAGCCACACUACGUUUUUCUUCUUCUCUUCAACAUUGUAAUCCAAAAGAACUUGUGCCCACUUGGGUAUGGCGGUACUUCUACUACUACUACUCUCUUUGCAGAUGAUAUCACCAUUUUUGUCCAUUCUCUGCCAUGUACCCAUGAGUUGGCUGCAUGGUCAGCACGCUGCCAUAAGGUAUCCUGGUGUAAAUGUGAGUGGAAUCAUUAACCUGUAGGUUUUUUAAAGGCUUAUGAAACGGCUUAGUCCCGUUAGUGGGACAUAGAAGGACUCCUACAUGCAUUGUUGGGAAAGAGGCAUUUGAUUUUUGAUAGAAAAAUGUAAGUUAGUUUUAAGGACCAUGGGGGAAUUUCUAUGUGAGGGGAAUUAGAGGGCGAGAGAGAGGAGAUAACCUCUCUUUCAACCACUCCCCCCCCCCCCCCCCUCCCCCGUUUCCUUUCCACAUCCACUGUCAAGCUUGCAGCUCUCUAGUUGAGGAGAAGAGGCCUGACAGAGAGGCCAGAUGGGCACGUUUGAUGUCACAGCCAGACAUGGAGGCGUCCCAGGAGGGCAGAGGCGUCACAGUAAGCUAGUCCAACGGUCUGCUGCUUGUUACUCUGACAAAUAUGGCCACCGAGACACCUGGCAGUGCAAGAGGAGAGAAAGGGAGAAAGGAGAUGAGCUAAAUGGCGCAGAGCGGAGCCUCCAGUAGUCGUUGGCAGAGGGUUUUGUCGGUGGUCUUGGUCAGAACUUGGUUUUAUAUGUUAGGCUAACGAAGGGAUAUAGUUAUGAGAAGCCGAGAGAAAUGUAGGUGCUAUCAAUGCAUAAUGUUUACAGACUGACAGAUAAGAAGACAAAAUCACUGAUAGAAAAGGACACACAAGCAGGGAAACCUGAGGCAUCUGAUGGGCAUUUCAUUUAUGGCUCUGCACAUAGAAAAAUAAUUGCAAAGUAUUGCUUUUUUAUUCUAUUAAACUAUAAGAUUUAGUAGGGAUUCUGGCAUCCGGAUCCCCCUAUGUAGGAUUUUAGUGUUUGCUUAUUUGGUAGCACAAUAGCCAUUAGUUUUAAAACCUCUCUCCCACGUAUGCUUUUGAAAAAGCAUAGCUUUCUGAAAAAUACCAUCAAGAGUAGUAGAUUAUUUUGCAUGUGUUGAUUUCUUUCUGUGUCGGAGAAGACAAAAUACACACAAAUACACUCUCAGACACAUAUUUUACAUGUUUUUUGAAAAAGGGACUGUGUCUUGCCAAAUAUGGUGGAUGGAUACUUGUACACUCGCAAACCUUUUAUCCUUGACCUUUGUGCUUAGUAAAUCAGUGUAAAUCAGUGUCAUUUUGCUGCAAAAGAACAAGGAAAUGGUGGAAGGGAAGAGAGCAAAGAGGAUAUAAAACAAGGGAGAAAAGGAUGAAAUGACAACCGUGUCCACCACCACCUUGUCUGAGUUGGGGAGGGGGUGGGUGCUGAUGUGUUUUUGUCUUUCGACCUCCCUGCAACUGAGAAACAGGGUAUUGUACAAAAAAAAACACUGACGAUUCCUUCCGUCUUUCCUCCUUCCUUCUUCCUUUCCUCGUGACACAUCACUAGAGUGUUGGAUAACUAUAGAAGAACACUUUUCUUUAGUUUUUUCAUAAAAUUGAACUUUGGUCGGUUGAUACAGCAUUAGCAGAGCUAUACGCCAUCCAACCACUACAGUCUCACUGGGGUAAUGAUCAUCAGCUACUUUUGAUCCGCUGUCAACCAGGGUUCUUGAGGAUCUGAAGACUACUUGAGAUGGAUCCCUUGUUUACCUUUAUAGCGUUGGUUGGGUUUCAAUGUGGGAUGGGUUGGGCGGGCCAAGAUGGUGAAAGAUGGGUCCGAGUAAGCUCCACUGUUAUGAGCUCAUCCAUCAUGUUUCCAUGUUAGGGUGGAGUAAGUUGUGUGUGUGUGUGCAUGGCAAAACUCGGGUAAGCUUGAAGUCUUAACCAGAACAUUUGGUUCCUAAACUGAUUGUUUAAGCAUUUGUUUGUUUGUUUUUUAGGUUUUUUUUAUAAUACUUAGCAGAAAAGACUUGCACAUGCACAUUCUUCCAUGUACACGCGUGCCCACAAACAUUUUUUUUUGUAGCAUUACAAAACUGUACAGAAUGUACAGGCAGAAAAAACAAAACAAAAAAAACAUGUAACCAUCUUAAACAGACUGAUUUGCUUGAUCGAUUGGAUUCACAAAGCCAAAUUGUAUCAAAUAAAAUACCUCAGGAUGAUUCUGUGCGUUUUGGGGGAGCUUCAUCCGUAGCAACAGAACAGGAUGCAGAUCUUUUGUAGAAAAACAAUUUAUAAAGAAAAAAAAAGAAAAACAACAACGUGAUUUAUAGCGGCCGCGAAGCAGAAUCAAACUUUCUCCUUUUGAUGUUUACCAGUCCUAGGUCUUCCAGUUCGGCUAUUCGCCUGAACUCAUGCAGCCCAAGCAAAGAGAGAGGAAGAAGAAGAGAAGGAGGGAUGGCGGUGGUUGGGGGCUUACAGUUAUAUGGCUUUGCUCAGUCGAUGUGGGGUGUGUUCCACUCCUGAGCAGCCUUAACAGAAUGGAGGAUGAGGGUCCAAAUUCUGAAAAACUACCCUUAUAUGGAAAACUCAAAAAGGAAUCUCUCUUUUUUCUUCAUGGUUUUUAAUGGCAGUCUACUGCAUUAGCCACUGUGUUUCAAUUGAAGCUCCGUCUUUAACGACCACGGUCAUAUCGCUCUGUUUUGUACUCUUGGAAUUACAGUGAACCUCUCCUUGCCUCCCAAUCAGCUUCCCCCAAUGUUGACUGACGAGCAACAUUUCUCUUUUUUUGCAUCUUAUCUGCAUAUUUAUGAUUAUGAUUAUCAUUAUCAUUAUUAUUAUUAUUAUUAUUAUUAUUAUUAUUAUUAUUAUUAUUAUUAUUAUCAUAAUUAUCUCCACAUGCUGCUUGAGUGAGCUGAAGUGAACAAUAUGCACAUGGAAAAAAUAUCAAACGGCACCCUUGCGUUUUAUGAACUCAUCAUGAUUUGUUCUAUUUGUUCUACUUUUACAGAACUGUCAUGUAAACUGAUGCUGUUUUAUGUUCAAACACACACACACACACACACACACACACACACACACACACACACACACACACACACACACACACACACACACACACACACACUCAGACACACCCUUGUGAUGACAACCCUGCUCUUUUUAAUGACAAAAAUGUAUUUUAAUUACAUUUAAUGAUAAAUAAUGAGGUGAUGGCAUGCAACCCCAGAUGUAACAAUUUUAAUGUUUUAUGUUUCUUUUUUUUGUUUGUUAUUUUUGUUAUGAUGUUAUGAUCACUAAUGCGUUGUAACCAGGUGUGAGUAUAUACAUAUUUGAGAGAAAAAAAUGAUCUAUGUUUAACACGAUGAAGAUGCUGCUGCUGUUUUGGAGGAGAAGGCGAGGACCUGACCCUAAGCGCAACUUCCUCAUUGGCUAACGGGUCGUUAUCAGGCCCAAUUUUGCCCAGUGGGGUUGUAGGUCAGGGGUCAGGGGCUUGGUUCGGUAUGGCGGGACUUCCUUGCUCUUCCUCCAAUGGCAGGUGAGAAUUACUGAAUCACCAGCUCUGCUUCUCUCUUCCCUCUCCUUCAUGUGUAGUCAGGACUUCAACUGUAAAGAAGAUAAAAGAAAAAAAGCAACCCUCUUCUUUGAGUCUGCUAUCCCUCCAAAGAUACGAGACCUCUUUUCUUUAUGGUUUGCUGUAAGAAUAGAGCUUUUUUUUUUAAACUAAUACUUCCUCAAAGACUUUUAAGGAACUAUUUUGAAUAUAUUUAGAAAUGACACCUGUAUACAUCGCUUGUAAAUUCAUACUGGAAUACAUCAUCAUGGAGAAUUAUAAAUGAUAAAGAGUAAAAACAAAUAUUUUUUGUGUGAAUUUCACAGGAGCUCUUCUGUACAGUGGCACUGUUUCUCUAUCUUUCUCUCUUUCUAUCUAUCUCUCUCUAUCCCUCUCUCUGUAGAGCGACUAGAAUAAAACUUCACCAUUCACAAGGUUUGCUGUCCUGUCAACAUUUGCAGAUUUACACACCGGGCUCUGUGUCGGCCUCACCUCAUAUGAAAGUCAUUGCUUUGAUGCUGACCGAUUGUUUUACAGAUGAUGAGAAAAGUGCUGGCCUAUUUUUCAUUGACGCCAUUCAUUCUUUUGCAGCACAAUAUAUUGCCUCUACCUUUGGUAAACAUCAAUACUCAUUCAGUAUUAAGUAUGUGUCUUUAUCAUGAGGCUCAUAAACUUUAAAAACUAGCCCAGGGCUUCAAUAUCAUUAUGUGCAACAGUUUUUAACUUACUGUUUAAAAACUCUUAUUCUGAAUUAUGUUUAAUGCAUUUUCUUUAAACCAAUGUUUUGAAAGGCUGUGUACGUAUAUCUACCUUCCUGGUAAGAAUGAAUUUCAACAAAUACUGGAAAGCCAGAGAAGCCAUAAUUUUCCAAUUGAACAAAUGUUUAAUUAUAUGAAAUAAUUUGUGUUUAUUUCACACUUAACAGAUUAAGAUACACUUAAAU
Eleginops maclovinus (Patagonian blennie) is the source of this 9328-nucleotide messenger RNA. It is a transcript of the gene grin2aa, whose product is annotated as glutamate receptor, ionotropic, N-methyl D-aspartate 2A, a. Gene Ontology annotation, cellular component: NMDA selective glutamate receptor complex; plasma membrane. The record is from RefSeq and is a predicted model, not a curated record. Gene Ontology annotation, biological process: monoatomic ion transport; excitatory postsynaptic potential; long-term synaptic potentiation. Gene Ontology annotation, molecular function: NMDA glutamate receptor activity. NCBI's taxonomy places the organism in Eukaryota, Metazoa, Chordata, Actinopteri, Perciformes, Eleginopidae.